AUGAGAAUACGACAACUAAUUCCGGAUCAGACGGUUAACAAUGAACAAUCUGAACCUCAUGAGUUUCAAUUUAAUAUUACUGAAACAAAUGAAACUGAUGAACAAAUUACAAUUGAUGCUGAAAAGACAUCAUUAAACGAUGAUGAUUCACAACAGCAUCAACAGAACUUAACUGCAGAUCAAUUACAACAGUUAUUCACUCGAGCUAGUUCUGAAUUGGUUGCAGAUUCGAUGGAUGAUCAAGAAUUUUUUAAACGUGAAGAAACAAUUGAAGCACCAAAAACAAGUAAAAUAAUACAAGCACCAUUUCCACCACAUUCAGAAGAUCGUAAACAAGAUCUUGAUCUUGACAUCGAACAAUUGAAGCAAUUAGCAAAACAAGAAGUAGGCCCACUGAUCAUUGAAAGAUAUUCUCCAAGUGAAACACAAAUCAAUUAUCAAUUGGCAACUGUUACCAUAACAUUUAGCCAACCUAUGAUUGCUGUUUCAUCAUUAGAUGAUCAAAUAAAUAUCGAAGAUCUUGGUAUAUCAUUAGCACCUGCGAUAGAAGGUCGAUGGAGAUGGUCAGGAACGAAAACAGUUCAGUUCGAACCAAAACAUCGUCUACCAUUUUCAACAAAAUAUAUAUUAAAAGUUGACAAACAACAUUGUGUAUCAGCAAUUGGAGGAAAAUUAGAAGAUGAAUUAUUGUUUGAAUUUUCAACAACAACACCAAAUGUCCUUCAAUUCUUACCAGAUGAAAUAGUUUCAACACUGAAACCGAUCUGUUUUCUAUUAUUUGAUCAAAAAAUUGACGGGAAUACAAUUUUACAGCAUUUACGUGUAAUGAGCAGUGAUAAAAAUGAAAUAACAAAUAACGAAGUAGAACUAAUAGAUGAAGUUACAGCAAAAAAGGAAUUUAAAUUAUACAUAGAUGGUAUUGAAGGAAAUGAUGAGAAAUAUGUUGCAUUUACAUUUAAAAAUGAUUUAUUAAAAGCAACACAAUAUACAAUUCAAUUGCCUGCAGGUUGUCCAUCAGCUGAAGGUCCAUUAGUAACAACAUCAGAGUGGUCAGCUAAUUUUCAGACUUAUGAACCUCUAAAAAUUAUUGAUUGGUACCCAAAUAAAAAAAAUGAAUACCAAGCAUCCUGUAGUCCUGACCAUAGUUGGUCUGUAACAUUCAAUAGUUCAUUAGAUCAUUCGAUUAUUAAUAAAUCAUUAUUUAAAAUCGAACCAGACGUUAGUGGAUUAGGUAUUGAACAUGUCGAAUACAAUGAUCGACAAAUAACAAUACAUAAUAAUUCUAAACCAAAUACUAUUUAUACACUAGUUAUACAAUCAGAAUUAUUGAAAGAUAUUCAUGGUCAAACAUUAGAACAUGAUCAUUCUGAACAACCGAUUCAGUUUCAUGUACAUGAUUCACCAACAUUAUUUGGAGAUAUUUCGGGUGCUACAGGUAUGAUUAUAAUGGAUCCUGGUGUAUUGGAUGAACCAUUUUAUCCAUUUAUGAUUUAUAAUUAUUCUGAAAUAACAUUGCGUAUUAAUCGAGUCAAACCAGAACAUUAUAAUCUAAAUUUACCUUGUUUUGAGCAAUUCUUUUACAGAUAUGGAGAAGAAGAAUCGUAUCAUCAAUUACCUGGAGAAGAAUUGUUAAAUGAAGUUAUACAAACCAAUUGUGAACGUGAUGAACCAAAAGAGAUGAAAAUUCCUUUAAAAUCAUAUUUAACAAAAAAUUCUGGUGUAGGCCAAUUAAUUAUCUUUAUUGAACCAACAGAAAAAGCAUGCCAGGAAUGUCAACAUAAUCAUUGGGAACGUAAACAAAUUAUAUCAGCCUGGUUACAAUGUACACGAUUAGCAGUUGAUCUAUUUGUUUCUUCAGGUACAGACGUUAGAUUAACUGCAUGGAUUACUGAAUUAAUGACUGGUAUACCUGUCAAUCAAGCAAUUGUUUCAAUACGGGACAAGAAAGAAGAAACAAAUCAACAAGGAUUAUGCAGUAUUUUAAACUAUAAAUCUGAAAAUAAUGAAUCAGGAAAUGAAAUAUUAAUCGUAGAAAAAGAUGAUGAUCUAUGUAUUCUAACAGAUAUUUAUUCGUAUGUAUCAAAUCCUAAUGUUUACGUUUGGCAUGUAUUUAAUGAUCGAAAUCUAUAUAAACCAAAGGAAGAUGUGCAUAUCAAAGGAUAUGUUCGAUUACUAGAAGUAAAAGGUGAUGCAAAAUUACCAACUUAUGCUCAAGGUAUCAUUGAUUAUAUUGUUUAUGAUCCUCGUGGUGAACAACUUCAACAAUCAAAAGUCGAAUUAAAUAAUUAUGGUGCAUUUGAUAUCAAAUUUACAUUACCUGAUAAUGCUAACUUAGGUAGUGCAUGGGUAAACUUCAGUUUACCAGAUUCAAAAGGUGAAACAACACAUCAUUUCACAGUUCAAGAGUUUCGUAGACCAGAGUAUGAAGUUUCAUCAAUGACUCGACCAUCAAUAGUACAUUAUUGUCAUCCAAAUAAUGAUGCAUACGUUAUAGCUACUUGUCAAGGAAAAUUAUUUACUGGUGGUUAUUUAAAUGAUGCCAGUGUUCAAUGGGCAAUACAUGCUGAAACAACAACAUUUACACCAGCCAACAGAUCUAAUUAUACAUUUGGACGAGCUCAACCAUUCUUUUGCUGGUUUGGUUACAGUAAUGAUAAUAAAAUAAUAUAUCCAACAAAGCAUUUUCAAGGUAUAACAGAUAAUAAAGGUACACAUGAAAUAAAGAUUACUUAUCAUGGUAUUGAAAAAGAACCAAGACCAACAAUAAUUCGUGCACUAGCAUCUAUUACUGAUUUAAAUAAUCAAACACAGGAAACUCAAACACAAUUUCUCAUUCAUCCAUGCAUAUAUUAUGUUGGAUUUCAAUUAGUAAAUAAUUAUGGUAAAAAAGAUAAACCUGUACAAACAAAAGUCAUUGUUACAGAUAUUGAUGGAAAUUUAAUUGAUAAUAUUUCAAUUGAAUGUAAAAUAGUUGGCAUUGGUCAAGAAAAAAAAGAAGAUGAAAAUGGUUUAACAGUAUUUGAAGAAAUAAAAGAUGAACAACAAUUUACAAAUGUUAGUUCCAAUAAAGAUGCAAUCAAUAUGGAUUUUAUACCAAAACUAGGAGGUCAAUACAAUAUAUCAUAUACUGUCAAAGAUGAACAAGGGCGAUUAGCUAUGAGUUUCUAUGAUAAUCUUUAUGUUGCUGGUGGUAGUGGAAAAGAAAUGAAAAAACAGAAAGUAGAAUAUGUUCCAAUUGAUACAUUGGCAAUUAUACCUAAUGCAACAAAUUAUCAACCAGAUGAUACAUGUGAAUUAUUAAUCUUAGCACCAUUUAGUCCAGCUAAUGGUUUAGUUAUAUUUGAUUGUGAAGGUCAAAUUGCUCAACCAAUACAAUUUCACAUUGAACCUGAAAAAGAUUCAACAACUGUUGAAUUUAAAAUAUCAAAAGAUUGGAUACCAGGAUUUACUGUUCGUGUUGAAUUAGCAGGUUCUAUUUCAAGAGAAACAGAAAUAGUUAAUUCAUCAAAUCGCCCAGCAAUUGCUACUGGUACAGUAUCAUUAGAAGUCUCAAGAGAUUUGUAUAAACUAAAUAUAUUAGUUAAUACAAAAGAAACAGAUAAAACGUAUACACCAUCAUCAAUUAUUCAUAUAGAUGUUAAUGUUACGCAAUAUACAGAUAAAGUACCUGUAGACAAAGCUGAAGUUUGUCUAAUUGUUGUUGAUGAAGCUAUUUUAUCAUUAACUGAUUAUAAAUUAACUAGUCCAUUGGAUAUAUAUUAUCCGAAUCGACCAGCAAAUAUUACGGAAUACCACGGUAGAAAUCGUUGUUUAUUAUUUAAAAUGCAAGAUAUGGAACAAUUUAAGAAAGAUAUGCAACGAAAGCAAGACGAACAUGUGCAUUUUGAAUCAUGUAUGAUGAGCAAUAUGAAUAUGGAGUGUUAUACGGAUCGUGCUGCAUUUGGAGGUUCGUAUGGAGCUACUUGUGGUGGUAGUGAACAAAAAAUAGCUGUUCGAUCGAAUUUUAAUCCAUUAGCAUGUUGGGUACCAUCAUUAAUUACUAAUUCAUCAGGACAUGUUUCAUUUGAAUUUAAGUUACCUGAUAAUUUAACACGCUAUCGUGUAUGGGCCAUAGCAACAAAUGAUAAACAAUUUGGUUUAGGCGAAAUGUCAUUUACUGUUCAAUUACCAAUUAUGAUUCGACCUUCACCACCAAGAUUUCUUAAUUAUGGAGAUACAGCUCAUUUUUCAGUUGUUUUACGAAACCAAACUGAUCUAUCGAUAUUAUUACAUGCUGGUUUAAAAGCAACUAAUGCAAAAUUAAUAACAUCAGAAGAAAAUCAACAAGUAGUUGGUUAUUCAAUUCAACUCGAACCAAGUAAACGAGUUGCACUUACAUUUCCAAUAUCGACAAUUCAUGCAGGCACAGCUCGAUUUCAAUUUAUAGUCAUUACUGCUGUAAAUGAAUCACAAACAUCAUUUGGUGAUGCAAUUGAAUUAAGUAUACCUGUCUUCACACCAGCAACAUCUGAAGCAUUUGCAACAUAUGGUGAUAUAUGUGAAGAAGAAGUUGUUUUCCAACCAAUCAAAACACCAGAGAAUGUUAUUCCGCAAUUUGGUCAAUUAUCAAUAUCAACAAGUUCAACAGCAUUAGCUUCAUUAACAGAUGCAAUUAUUUCACUUUAUACAUAUCCAUAUGAAUGUACAGAACAAUUAAGUUCAAGAUUAUUAGGUAUACAAUCAUUAUGGGAUGUUUUACAAGCAUUUCAUUGUAAAGAUUUACCAGAUAUAUCAAUAAUGACAACUAAAUUACAAUCAGAUAUGAACACAUUGAAAGGUCGUCAAUUCUCUAAUGGUGGAUUUGGUUAUUGGACAAAUAGAAAUGAUUCUUAUGCUGAUCCAUUUGUAAGUGUACAUACUGCACAUUGUUUAGUUGUUGUUAUAAAAAAACAGAUAUGUAAUGUUGACAUGUAUAUGCUGGACAAUGUAUUGAACUAUCUUACAAAUAUUGAAUCUGAAAUUGAUAAGUUACCCUAUAGUAAACAUUGGUGUGAAACAACUCGAUUUAGUUUGAUCAGUUAUGCAUUAUAUGUGCGUGCGAAACAUCUUCAAAUUGUAGCUAAUGAAGCAUUAGAAUUAUUUGUACGAAGUGGAUUGAAUAAACUUAGUUUGGAAGCAUUGGGAUGGUUAUUAAUAUCAUUAUCUACAGAGAAAAAUGAUAAGACAGAUCAAUUAAUUGAAACAAUAUAUAAACAUUUGAAAGGUAAAGUAAAUGAAACAAGUGAAACAGCAAAUUUUAUAACAUCCUAUGGUGAUGAUGGUCAAUCCGUUAUGUUACAUUCAGAUCAACGAACAGAUGCUAUUCUAUUAGAGGCAUUAUUAUAUAUUGAUCCAGACUCAACUCUUUGUACGAAACUAUGUAAAGGUUUACAGGCGCAUAAAGUUAAAGGUGCAUGGAAAUCAACACAAGAAAAUUGUUUCGUAUUAAUUGCAUUAGAAAAAUAUUUUCUUAUCAAAGAAAAAGAUACACCAGAUUUUAUUGCUAAUAUUUGGUUAGAUAAUGAUUAUUGUGGUCAACAUCAAUAUAAAGAUCGAACAACAGAUACACAUACAGUAAAUAUUCCAAUGAAAGUAGUUUUGUCAUCAUCAUCAUCCAAUGCAGAAAUUGAUGAUCAGAAUAAAAAUUUAGUCAUGCAGAAAGAUGGCAGUGGUCGAUUAUAUUAUCGUAUUGCAUUAAAUUAUGCUCCAUCAAGCUUACAAUUAGAUGCUGUUAACUAUGGUUUUAAAAUUGAACGAACAUACAUGGCUGUCGAUGAUCCUUCACAUGUUCAAAAACAAUCCGAUGGUAUAUGGAAAUUGAAGUUAGGUGAAAAAGUCAAGGUUAUAUUAACAAUGACUACUACACAACGACGAUAUCAUAUAGCAUUAGUUGAUUAUUUACCAGCUGGUUGUGAACCAUUAAAUACACAAUUAAAAGGUACAUUAACAGGUGAUACAGAAUCAUCAGUAACAAGAUCAAAUCGAAAUAAUUGUUAUUUUGGAUGUCAACCACAUUCAAUUCUUGGUUGGACUGAACAUGAAAACUUAAGAGAUGAACGUGCUGAAGCAUUUCGAUCAUUAUUAUGGCCAGGUGUAUAUGAAUGGAGUUAUGUUAUGCGUGCAACAUGUGCUGGUACAUUUAUAGUACCACCAGCCAAAGCGGAAGAAAUGUAUUCACCAGAAAAUUUUGGUCGAUGUGCAUCAGAAAAAGCUAUUAUUAACUAA
Messenger RNA from Adineta steineri, 6243 nucleotides. Lineage: Eukaryota; Metazoa; Rotifera; Eurotatoria; Adinetida; Adinetidae. The record is from the annotation of a GenBank genome assembly.